Aspergillus pseudotamarii is the source of this 419-nucleotide messenger RNA. RefSeq lists its product as uncharacterized. Lineage: Eukaryota; Fungi; Ascomycota; Eurotiomycetes; Eurotiales; Aspergillaceae. The record is from RefSeq and is a predicted model, not a curated record. The transcript is spliced from 2 exons. The annotation marks the transcript as partial.
AUCGCGCCAUUCCUAUUUUCCCGACAACAAUGGAGACAAUAUUUCCUGAAGCACUUUCUAGAACAGUCUUGUAUAUCCCCACUGUGGGCCUAAUAACUGCUCUGUCACUACUAGCAUCAUUUCUUAUCAUUUUUGUGUCGGACGUCCUCUACUGUGGCUUCAAAACAAGGGCCGUACGAUGGGCUCCUUGUAUCCCAGGAAAGUCACUACUGAGUGAACGAUACCGUCCGAAUAAAUCGAUGGAUCACUACCUUGAGGAGUUUGUCGAUGCAUAUCGAAAGUACACCAAGAAUGGGAAAGCCUUCUCAAUAUCGGACGGUGCGGGGACGGGAUAUAUCGUGUUGCUUCCUCCGCAACACUACCAAGAUUGGUACAAUGUUUCCAGGGACCACGUCAAUUGGGGAAAGGCGUUAAAUGGG